Stylophora pistillata is the source of this 2601-nucleotide messenger RNA. RefSeq lists its product as uncharacterized. The record is from RefSeq and is a predicted model, not a curated record. Lineage: Eukaryota; Metazoa; Cnidaria; Anthozoa; Scleractinia; Pocilloporidae.
UCUUCGACACCACUAAUUUAGUUUCAUCUUUCUUUCCUCUAUGCGAGGACAGCUUAAAGGGCAUGUAAACCCAAAAAUCGUACAUUUUCUUUUCACAUAGCUGUUUAGGAAAUAUAUCAAGUAAAGUUGCGAUUCGUUUUUUCUUAAUAGUCCUUUUUUCACGUUGUAAAAGCUCUUCCAAAUUCGAAACAUUCGCCAUCUUGAAUUGCGGCAUCUUUCCUUUGACGUCAAGUGCAACUUUCCAGUAGUGGAGGUCAAAAGCAGAUAAGAUAUCUUUACGUCUCCUUCGACCGAGGAGAAGUAGAGCUCUCCCAAAGUUAAGGGAAAGAAAGGGAGACAAAUAAGAAAUUCCUAAAAACCUCUCAAACUGUCAACCUUUUGACAGCCAAGUCAGCUCGCCAUUAAAGGGUCUCAAAUUCAUCCAAAACGCCCGUGACAAACGGAUGUAAAACCAGACCAACUCUUGCUAGAUUUAUACACAAGAUGAGUGCCUCCAAAACACCUUUCAUGACGGACAAAACAAAGAACCACAUCCGUCUCAUAUCAAACUGGAUGCCACCAGUUUAGCCUUCUAUUGCCCUUUAAAGCUACUUGGAAAAUUUCAUAACACAACUUGCUGAGAUUACUCAUAUAGCUCAUAAAAGAGUUUGUAAUAACGAUAAGUCCCUUAGUUGCCAAAAGCCCGAUAUCAUGAAACGAAUUGUUACCUGUACAGCAAAUGGCAAAUGGUUGAACCUUCCACCAUCUGCUUUUAGUCUUUCGUUUACUCAGUCAAAACAUUUGCAAGAGCAGUAAACGAGAAAUGUUUCGCUCUCUCUCUCUCCACAACCGAGUUGGUUUUAGGAUUGUGGGAAAUUAAGUUAAAUCGGAAAUGAUCUUUUUCUGUUAACCACUCUGCUUAAACUUACCAUCAUUGUUAGUUCCAGAUCAAGAGGUCUCUGAAAAAUUGAUCACGAUUCGCAUAUAAAGCUCAGUUUAAUACUGGAAACACAUUACGUCGAGUUCACGACUAUGAUUGAUACUUAACAAAAAGUAAAAAUCAAAAUAGAAAUUAAAAAAAUUACAUAGAUAAUAUAAAAUCUUUUCACAGACCAACCGGCAGAUUAAGAGACUUAUCAGCUACGCGUUAAUUCUUAAAAGGACCCCCCCCCUCCGAAGGGGAAAACGUUCCACCCACUUAGAGAUGACGUCAAAAGGUUGCCUUGACUCCUGAGCAAAGAUAAUUGCCUGAUUGGUUGAUUUCAUCAGUGUAAGCUUGGCUAUGACCCAGAACGAGAAUAUUGAGACUAACUCAAUAUCUCCAUGCUAUAAAAUCAUCAAGUGCCUUUUCAAAGAAGUCCUUCUGGUUUAUUUGACGCAAUUUCCGGCAAAAGUGUCUAUAGUUAGGGAAAAGAAGCAUCCCGUAAGGAGAUCAACUUGACUGACUGAAGAUGGCCGAGAAGUUUGAUUUGAUUCCUGCCAACGAAAGAUGCGAUACACUCAGGGUAGUGUUCGACUUCUACACUCCCAGGCCUCAUUUCAUCAUUUUGCCCCGCAAUACGGCCAUAAAAAAAUACCACGACUUUGACCAAGGGGCCAAGCUGAAAGUAGUUAAAGCAGCAUUGUCGAUGGUCUCCGAAUAUAAGCUUCAAGAGUUAGCUGUUUUGUCCCUCCACUUUGGGAAGUGGUAUAAUCCAAGGAAGCAUUUCCAUGCACAUCUUUGUGUAGACGUAGAAACUUAUCUCGAUAUUUUUGAAAGAACUAAGAGAAGAGUUCGCGACUGGCCCUUGGAUAAGUACGUCUCGAAGGAAUGGAAGGAAAGCAGGGAUCCGAAUGAUUAUGCGAUUAACGUUCGUGCAUAUCCCUUCAAAUCAUAUUUUCAGAGCGGAGUCGGAGAAAUCCGAAAGUAUCGUACAAGUUCAACUGGUAGAUCCAAUGUCUCACGUCCUCCUUCGCCGUCCAACUUUUUCUUUCACCCAGAAGAACCAAGGGUCGGAUUAGCAGUCGAGAAGUCAAAGAAACCAAGAAAUUGUGAGUCUCUAUUUAAAGCUCUAGAAGAGAUGAUUAACUAUGCGGGAGAGAACAACCUUACCAAAACUGGUGCAAAACUUGAUGAAGAGGGAUGCCACGUAUGUUUGGUCCUUGAUGGAAAGUCGCAUGGCUUCCAUUUGGAGGAUUCUCAGUGUCUUGUUGGCUUCAUUCAAGUAUCUGGGCUGAAGUUCUACAGAGAUUUGUGUCCACCUGACCAGCAGGAUGAGUGGUUCGAUAACUUUAGCGCAAUGCCAGACUAUAGAGUGUCUACUUGAAUUUCUUCUUAACUACUAAUUUAGUUUGAUCUUUUGUUUCUUUUUGCGAAGACAGCUUAAAUUGUUCUGCAAAGUUAUCAAUCCGGGAUAUCCCAAUAUAUAAGGAUGGCCGUGACUCGCAUUUCGACCAAUGAAAAUUCGUGUUGUGAUUCCAGUGUCACAUUUCAAAACAAAGCAAUAUUUCCAAGAUGGCGGACGAAGGCAGAUUCGGUGAAUAGUGAUCUUCUGAUCUGUUCAUUAUUUUUAUUCGAACGGAAAGGUAUGAGACUGUGACAAUAUAGAUUUUGUAUUGAAUAAAGAAAGAUUACAAAGGCGA